UGAUUGAAACGCGGAUCACGUCGCAGGGAGGCGGGUGCAGUUGGAGGGAAGAGCCGGGCCCAGCCAGAGCUUCGGCAUUAGCGGCCUCUCUCCGUCUCACUCUCUGAUACUCCGAGAAAGCAAGCGAACCAGCGGGUGGACGGACAGGCAGGCAGGCUCAGCCAGCAACAAGUGCGGAGGCAGGCGAGGCGAGGGAGGGCUAACGAGCGAGCGAGCGCUGACGUCAGCGAGCGGAGUAUUAUGGUCUGGGCUGUGCUGGCCGCCGCCGCUGCUUUUCUGCUGCCAGCGGCCGAGUAAACAUGGAGCUCUCCGCCGUGGGAGAGAGGGUGUUCGCGGCCGAGGCCUUGCUCAAGAGACGCAUCCGAAAAGGUCGAAUGGAAUAUCUUGUGAAAUGGAAGGGCUGGUCUCAGAAAUACAGCACCUGGGAACCCGAAGAAAACAUUCUAGAUGCCCGUCUGCUUGCAGCUUUUGAGGAAAGGGAAAGAGAAAUGGAACUUUAUGGUCCUAAGAAACGAGGCCCCAAACCCAAAACAUUUCUACUAAAGGCCCAGGCAAAAGCCAAAGCUAAAACCUAUGAAUUCCGUAGUGACUCUGCUAGGGGAAUCCGGGUGCCAUACCCUGGAAGAUCCCCUCAGGACUUGGGCUCUACUUCCCGUGCUAGAGAAGGACUGAGACAAAUUCCAUUGCCUCCUCAAAGCAGCUCCACUGCUGCUGCUACUACCAACACCUCCCGAGUGGAGAUGAUCCAGGAAAACAGGGUUGGGACAGAGGAAGACCGAUCUGAAGGAGCCUUUAAAAAGCGAGGCCCAAAGCCCAGGAAAGAGCUCUACAAAGACCUGCCUGAAACUGCUGAUGUUGUCUCUAAGCGGAAGCCAGUGGAACCAGGGGACAAGAUGGUGGUGGAUUACUUAAAAGCCAGAAAACUGGAAGAGGCAGCUAACCCAGGUGCAGCCAAAUUCAGUUCAGGACACAGUGUGAUCCAGUUAGCCCGGAGACGGGAGCCUGAGUUACCCAGUGCUGUUUCCAGCUCCAGAGCAGAAGCUGGCAUUAAGCUGUGUGCACCUGAGACUUAUCCUCCCAGGCUAACUAAGCACAGGGCAGAUUUCCUGGAUCCGAAAGGGCAAAGUAGUUUGGACUUGGGUGCCCCUAAGAUCUUGCACAGCUCUGCAAACCAAGGCAGCUUAUACCGGGAUGGUAUAGGGACCCAGGCUGGCAGGCCUUCCCUCAUUGCCCGCAUCCCUGUCUCCAGGAUCCUUGGCGACCCAGAAGAAGAAGCUUGGAGCCCCUCUCUCAACAACUUGGAGAAAGUGGUAGUGACUGAUGUGACAUCAAAUUUCUUGACAGUUACCAUUAAGGAGAGCAGCACAGACCAAGGGUUUUUUAAGGAAAAGCGAUGAAUUCCCCUGGAGAAGAGGAAGCAUUUAGAGGGUUUGGGGUAGAGGUUGUUGUCUAGUUCUGGAUUUUUGUUUUCUUGGACAGGAUUGAAAAAUCUGUCCUUAACUCAUUCUUUUCUUCCCUCCCCACCAAUUUCAAUUUUGGUUGGAAAAAUUAUCUCUAGAGUUAUAUUUUCUAUUAGAUGUAAAUAUGUUAUUUAAAGAAAAAUACAUAUAUAUAUCUAUAUACAUAUAUAUUUCAACUCUAAGUUGUUGGUUUUUUAUUUAAGGCUCUUGGAGAAGGACAGUAAACAGAGUACUGAUGUAUCUCUUGCCUCAGUUGCAAGAGCAGGUGUAGAUACUAAAUGAUCCUAUUAGCUAAUUAUAACAUUUUGAUUUUGUGUUUUGUUGGGUUUUUUCUUCAGUUGUACCCCCACCCCUUUCCCCCCAAAGACGUUGAGAGCAAAUAGGGGAUAUUAUAUUCAUCUGGGGACAAAAAAAGGCUCCAGUUUCUUGAUUGUUAUAUUAUAAGAUGUUGCUUUGUACAAUCAAGUGUGCUAUAUACACAACUGUUCUGUCUGGACAGCUGAAGUAAGCACUUGACUCUACAGUAUUGUCUGUCUUUUGUUUUGCUCCAGUUUUUAAAAAAGACUUGUUGGUUUAAAAAGCGUCCAUUAAAAACAAUUGAAAGGUGUUUUAGCAAAAAAGUAUUAACUUGAAUGACGUUUUCUUGCAAGGGAAAAGAGGGUUUGUAUGUUUUAAGAUUCUGAAAAAGUGAAGCUGCUGUCAUGCACUUUAAUAUGACUGUCAUGCGGAGAAAGGAGCUGGGGGUGCGGAGAGGGAACUGAGCUGAUAGUUUAGUUUAACUUUGUCUGUUUCUUCUUUCUUUAGUCCUUAUUUACUCACUCCAAAAAGAAUAUUUGUUUACAUUCCUUACAUGCCAGAAAAGUUGGGGAGGAAAGUAUCUCACUGCUCAUAUCUUAGGUGCUCUUGCUGUUAUGUUGAAAGUGAACCAGACAGAUAGACAGACUGCGAUUCUUUCCAGGUUGGAUGAGUUUUUAAAAAGUGUUGUAUAAAAUCUGCAUCUUCCUCAGAAAUGUUAAGAUUCCCCUUAUAGUCCCUUUCAAAAGAGUUAACUAGUGGGACAAUACAAAGCGAGCUGCUUUUUUAUGUGACUUUCUCUUGUACUUUCUGAAAAAAAUGUUUUUGUUUUUUUCUCUCCCCUCCUCAUCCCACAUGAAAUUAUUCUGUCUGUGGUUAAAAGUCCAAUAGUUCUCUUCACCUGCUAGUUUUAGGCAGAAUAUAAACCCUUUUCCUAUUCCCUUGCAUAAUGUACCCUGACAUUUGAAGAUUUUUUAAAAACAUGUUGUUCAACUCUGUUGCAUUUUGUGAGAAUGCAAAUUUGUUUCCUAACCCUGCUGUAGCCUCCUGCAUUAAGAAGGGAUGUGCAGAAUGGGAGGCUUGCUGUUGUUUUCACUUAUGUUUAGCAGGUGUUGUGGUGUCCCAAUAGAUAUUGAUUUAAGCAUCUCUUCUUGGUUCAAAAAGCACAAAUCUGCCUAGUGGUCUCUAAGGACCUGGCAGGGGGACGAGUAGCCUUCUCCAUCUUUUUCUGAAUUGGCCUGCUGGCUGGAUCCUUUUAAAACAUGUUCUAAUUUGGGGACUGCACUGGGGAUGAGAGCACAUGUGGCAUAAUAAGAUGUGAGGAGGAGGAGGGAAGCAGGUGGGUGUUGGAAGAACCAGGAGGAGGGUCUUUGCCUUUCCUGGGAUCAACUAGAAAUGUUUUGCUUCUUAAGCCACCUUCUGUUUAUUAUUUUGGGUGUCUCCAACAAAAUAAAAUGUGGGGAUUUUGUUUACACUGUACUGAGGAAAUAAGUCAGGUUCUUGUUUUCUGGUCUCCCUCUCCUUUUAAAAUAAAGCCAAUAUGGUAAACUUCA
Molecule: messenger RNA, 3307 nt
Organism: Rhineura floridana
Lineage: Eukaryota; Metazoa; Chordata; Lepidosauria; Squamata; Rhineuridae
Gene: CBX8
Product: chromobox 8
Exons: 5
Coding region: 300-1397 (365 amino acids)
Source: RefSeq, a predicted model, not a curated record